Molecule: messenger RNA, 288 nt
Organism: Sporothrix schenckii 1099-18
Lineage: Eukaryota; Fungi; Ascomycota; Sordariomycetes; Ophiostomatales; Ophiostomataceae
Exons: 2
Coding region: 1-288 (95 amino acids)
Source: RefSeq, a predicted model, not a curated record
AUGGCGACUCAGUCUGCACCCCGCCGUGUUACUUUCAUUGUCAAUGACGACGACGAGAAGUUUAUUAUCGUCAUCCCCGAGGAAAUAAUUACUGCUGAUCAGCUGAAAAACGUUGCUCGAAAUUUCCAACGCGUCGCCGAUGAAGAUUGCUCUAUUGUCUACGAUAGUGAGACUCGAACUUUUCGCUUGUCCCAGAUGGCUGACGGCGAAGCUCUCGAGGCUCCUCGCUACACACUUGUCGGACAUGCCAAAGGUAACAAUCCCACUCCUGCUUCCAAAAUGAUAUGA